Messenger RNA from Andrographis paniculata, 2651 nucleotides. Its product is annotated as calcium-dependent protein kinase 32. The transcript is spliced from 8 exons. Gene Ontology annotation, cellular component: nucleus; cytoplasm. The record is from RefSeq and is a predicted model, not a curated record. Bases 698 to 2293 code for a protein of 531 amino acids. Lineage: Eukaryota; Viridiplantae; Streptophyta; Magnoliopsida; Lamiales; Acanthaceae. Gene Ontology annotation, biological process: intracellular signal transduction; protein autophosphorylation; peptidyl-serine phosphorylation. Gene Ontology annotation, molecular function: calcium/calmodulin-dependent protein kinase activity; ATP binding; calcium-dependent protein serine/threonine kinase activity.
UCCUGAUUGGAUGAAAGCUCUAAAAUUCCCAAUCUCAACCAUUUCUCCCAAUCCAAACCCUCUUCCUGUUUUCCAUAAAUCUCUCUCCUCGCCAAGCUCCUGCUUCUGAUCAUGUUGAUUGCACAGAUUCUGCGGCGAUUCAGCUCAAUUUCUGCAGUCGUUGCGGAGAUUUGAUGAUUUUUUUUGCUUCGUCUUUGAAGAUCUGAUGUUUCUGUUGAUGAUUUGUUAGAAAUUUGUUCUUGUUUUUUGUUGUUUGAUCGCUGUUGACUAGCCAAACUAAAAACCCUAAGAAUUUGGGGAUUUUUGGGUAGAUCAGAGUAGAAAUUUGAUUUUGAUUGAUCUGUGAAGGUUCGUUCGGUGCAAUUUUAGCGUUCUUCAAGUCGAUUGUUGGAAUUUUUGUGUUUUUUGUCGUUUGAUCGCUGUUGACUAGCGAAAUUGGAAACCCUAGAAUUUGGGGAUUUUUUGCGUAAAUCAGAGUAGAGCUUUGAUUUCGAUUGAUCUGUUGCACAAUUAGGGUUCUUCAAGCCGAUUGUUGGAAUUUUUGCGUUCUUUUGUUGCUGUAUCGCUGUUGACUAGCAAAUUUGGAAACCCUAGAAUUUGGGGAUUUUGUGUAGAUCAGCGUAGAGGCCUGAUUUCGAUCGAUCUGUGGCAAAAUUAGGGUUCUUCAAGUCGAUUACUGAAAUCAAAACAUUCGAAAAUGGGGAAUUGUUGUGCUGUGCCACAAACCUCCGACGAGAAGAGCAGAGGGAAGCAUAAGCCGAAUCCAUUUGCUACGGACAACGGAGCAUACGCAGUCACCAAUGGCGGAUACAAAUCUUAUGUGUUGAGCAAUCCGACAGGUCGGAAUAUCGACGAAUUUUACGAGCUCGGGCGGGAGCUCGGCCGCGGCGAAUUCGGGAUAACGUAUUUGUGCACUGAUAAAAGCAGCGGCGAAGUGUUGGCCUGCAAAUCGAUAUCGAAGAAGAAGCUGCGGACGAGAGUCGACAUCGAAGACGUUCGUAGAGAAGUCGAGAUCAUGAAGCAUUUGCCUCAUCAUCCGAAUAUCGUGACGUUGAAGGACACCUAUGAAGAUGAUCAUGCUGUCCAUUUGGUUAUGGAGCUCUGUGAGGGCGGAGAAUUGUUCGAUCGGAUCGUCGCGAGAGGGCAUUACACCGAGAGGGCGGCUGCCGCCGUUACACGCACCAUUGUUGAGGUUAUUCAGAACUGCCAUAAGCAUGGAGUGAUGCACCGUGAUCUUAAACCCGAAAAUUUCUUGUUCGGAAAUAAGAAGGAAACGGCGCCACUCAAGGCCAUUGAUUUCGGGCUUUCGGUUUUCUUCAAGCCAGGCGAGAGAUUCAACGAGAUUGUGGGAAGUCCUUAUUACAUGGCUCCGGAGGUUCUGAAGAGAAAUUACGGUCCCGAAGUCGACGUUUGGAGCGCUGGCGUUAUUCUCUACAUCUUACUUUGUGGUGUCCCGCCGUUUUGGGCUGAAACCGAACAAGGAGUCGCACAAGCGAUUAUUCGAUCGGUUGUCGACUUCAGACGCGACCCAUGGCCGAAGGUUUCGGAUAGAGCAAAAGAUCUAGUGAAAAAGAUGUUAAAUCCCGAUCCGAAACAGCGACUUACGGCCCAAGAAGUCUUAGAUCAUCCGUGGCUGCAGAAUGCGAAGAGUGCUCCGAACGUGUCGCUCGGCGAAACCGUACGAGCUCGGCUGAAACAGUUCUCGAUGAUGAACAAGCUGAAGAAACGAGCUUUAAGGGUAAUCGCCGAGCAUCUUUCGGUUGAGGAAGUUGCCGGAAUUAAAGAGGGAUUCCAAUUGAUGGAUACCGGAAAUAAGGGGAAGAUCGACAUUAACGAGCUGAGAGUCGGUUUGCACAAGCUCGGUCAUCAAAUCCCUGACGGAGAUCUUCAAGCUCUCAUGGAAGCCGGCGACGUAGAUAAAGAUGGAUAUCUUGAUUGUGGAGAGUUUGUGGCGAUUUCCGUGCACCUUCGGAAAAUGGGCAACGACGAACAUCUACGAAAAGCCUUUGAGUUCUUCGACUCAAAUAAAAAUGGAUAUAUAGAGAUCGAAGAAUUGAGGGAAGCCUUUGCCGACGAAGCGGAGGCUACAAGCGAAGAAGUAAUUAACGCCAUCAUACAAGACGUCGACACGGACAAGGACGGAUGCAUAAGCUACGAGGAGUUUGCGGCGAUGAUGAAGGCUGGCACGGAUUGGAGAAAAGCGUCGAGGCAAUAUUCGAGAGAGCGAUACAAUAAUUUGAGCUUGAAAUUGAUGAAGGACGGAUCGUUACAAAUGAGCAACGACGAUAGAUAACCACAAUACGAACGAACAAAGCGAUUGUUCUUUCCGGGUAUGUAAGUGAAGGCGAAACACUAUUUUUAGAUCUCUAAUGUUCCUUUUAUCGAUUUUAUUCUAAAAAAAAAAAAACGAUCGAUCGAUCUUGCUUGUGCGAUUCUUGUCGUCGAGGAUAAAUAGACUAGACGUAAGUCCUUAGCUUGUCGUAUUGUCGCGAUACCGACGUUUCUUCGAUUUUAUGUUGCUCAAUGUGUCUACGAAAUUGAAGGAUUUGUUGAUUUUUUUCUUCUUCUUUGGAAGAUGAGGAAGUGUUGUAAUGUGUUUGUAUGUGUAUGUAUAUAUAUAUAUAUAUCAUGUGUGUUUAUGUAUUGUUACA